This is a messenger RNA of Populus euphratica (Euphrates poplar), 1699 nucleotides long. RefSeq lists its product as uncharacterized. The transcript is spliced from 6 exons. The record is from RefSeq and is a predicted model, not a curated record. Bases 80 to 1456 code for a protein of 458 amino acids. NCBI's taxonomy places the organism in Eukaryota, Viridiplantae, Streptophyta, Magnoliopsida, Malpighiales, Salicaceae.
UCUGUUAACGCUAUGGACACCCCCCACAACCUUUUGAAACAUCUAUGCUCUGGUAAAAUCUGACACCGUUUCAAGAAAAAUGGUCGCAGCCAUUACCAUUUCUUGCCCAAAAUCCAGAGUCCUACAGAAUCCAACCACUUUAAAAGACUCAAGUUCUAGUUUUCUUGGUGGGUCCUUGAAGGGUGUUCCUUUUCAGUUAAAACCCAGAAACAAGAGACCAGACAGCUUCAGCUUGGUGGUUGCUGCUGCAAGUAACACCACUACCACAACUAGCACUAGCAGCGGCGGCGGCGGCGGCGGCGGCAGGUUUUAUCUAAACUUUACUGGGUUUCCUUUCCCUCUUGGUCCUUUCCUUAAUAGGCGCACUAUAAGGACUGAGGCUGUGAAGAGUUGUAUAUGGCUAUUCGAACAAGAACAAGCAUUAGGCUUCAGCAGUGUAUCAACAAACAUUCGAAUGACAGUCAUCAAACUCAAAUCUGGAGGAUUAUGGGUCCACGCACCCAUUGCUCCAACAGAGGAGUGUAUUCAGCUUUUGAAGGAGUUGGGAGCUCCAGUCGAAUACAUUGUCCUGCCUACAUUUGCUUAUGAACAUAAAAUCUUUGUUGGCCCAUUUUCGAGAAAAUUUCCACGGGCCCAAAUAUGGGUGGCACCAAGGCAGUGGAGCUGGCCCCUGAAUUUGCCACUUGAGUUCUUUGGAAUUUUUCGUGCCAGAACCUUGAUGGAUGAGGAUAUGUCUACCCCUUGGGCUGAUGAGAUUGAACAAAAAGUCCUAAGCUCGCCCGAAGUUGGAAUUGGACCGUAUGUCGAGGUAGCUUUCUAUCACAAGCGUUCAAGAUCACUACUGGUAACAGAUGCUGUGAUUUUUGUACCAAGAAUGCCACCUGAAUGUAUUGGCAAAGAAUCCUUGCUAGCAUCAGCAAAGAAUGGCUUGGCUGUAAAAAUUCUUAGUAAAGGAAAGGAAGUCCCUCAGGAACCAGUUGUUGAUAACCAGAGGAGCCGGCAAAAAGGUUGGGAAAGAAUGGUCCUCCAGAUCUUGUUUCUUGGUCCUUCUAAUCUAUUGGAACCUAAUGCUAGCUUUGCUCAGAUGUCACAAAAGUUGAUUGUUUCACCCAUUGUGAAGACUUUGGUCUUCAGCAAAGUUCCCGAAAAGGUCAGGGAUUGGAUUGAUAGUAUUGUCCGAGACUGGAAAUUCAAGAGGAUAAUUCCUGCUCAUUUUGCUGCUCCGAUAAACGCAGGCAGGUCUGAAUUUUUAGCUGCAUUUGCAUUCCUAGAUGACCUCUUGGGAGAGCGUUAUGUUACUCGGCCUUCACUUUCUCUUCUGUUUACAUCAAUUAUGGGCAAGGCAGCCAGUUACUUCCCACCAGAUGACAUGAAGACCUUAUCAUCUCUUGAUCAGUUUUUAGUCUCAGUGGGAGCAGUGAAGAAGACUGUCUCAGGCAGGAAGAAAACUGCAUGAAACAUAAAUUUAGCCAGUCAGUUUCACCACCUUAAAUUCACUUACAUGUAAAUCAAGUUCUCAAUAAAUCAUCUGUCCUAGAAUCCUAAUAGAGUAAUAAAAUAUAUGGUUUUGAUGUCCCUAUUUGCAGAUGUUUUAAAUGAUACGAUAUUCAAAAGGUUCAAUUGUAUAAAUAGCCUUGUUGGGCGAGUACUUCGUUAUUAAAAGCAGAUUAUGCCGCCAUCAAACAGGUUCUAUUUGUUA